Cylindrotheca closterium is the source of this 534-nucleotide messenger RNA. Lineage: Eukaryota; Bacillariophyta; Bacillariophyceae; Bacillariales; Bacillariaceae. The record is from the annotation of a GenBank genome assembly.
AUGAACAACGCCAGCAGAGGCGAGCAUGCUCCAAAAGCGGAACGAAAUAACCAACAUUUGAAAGCACUGUUUUGGGUUCACUUUCACCGAAUGCCAUUCAAGGCGAUUCCAAAGAUGUUGACUGUGGCACUGAUGACAAGAGUCGCAAAAAUAUCCCACUACUAUCCGGCAAAAGGUGGGUUGUCUGAGUACUACAGCCUGCAUAUGAUUAUGCAUCAACGCAUGGUUGAUGCCUCUAAAGAAUUUGUCGCUGAGAUUGGUGCAUAUGUCCAUGGAUAUGGCCAUGACACCAAGAAUAAUAUGGCUGCUCGAACAAUCAAAGGUGUUUACAUGGGACCCACCGACGAUAUUCUAGAAGGACACCGUAUCUAUGAUCUGAACACAAAGUGCGAGGCACGAUAUGCGAAGAUCAAGGUUCUUCCGAUGACGGACCAAGUCAUCAAGAUUAUAGAAGCAGACGCAAGAUUGGAAGGAGUGACGGAAUUACGCACCUAUUCCAGGCGUAAUGGCGAGCUGAUGGAUAAUCGGCGAUGA